Messenger RNA from Trichomonas vaginalis G3, 1236 nucleotides. Its product is annotated as proteasome regulatory particle assembly. The transcript has a single exon. The record is from RefSeq and is a predicted model, not a curated record. Gene Ontology annotation, molecular function: protein binding. Lineage: Eukaryota; Parabasalia; Trichomonadida; Trichomonadidae. The coding region runs from base 1 to 1236 and encodes 411 amino acids.
AUGUCGGACCAUGACGUUCAUCCAAAAGAAUACAACAAAUUACGAAGUACUUACAAAUACUAUAUCGAUUCAUAUCUUGCAUUGUAUCAGCUAAAAACGGAAAACGAAGAAGAAUUAAAGUCGAUUUACAAAAUGAUCAAAACAGAACUGAUCGAUUCAAAGAAAUAUCCUCCCCAAAUAAUUAUGCCGGGCAUUUUAGAUAUCAUUCUGUAUAAUAAUCGCUAUACAAAGUCAUAUUUAUUUCUUGACAAACUCAUAUCUGAUGAUUACCAUGUCACAGAGGUCAACACAGUUUCAACUAUUCCAAACUUCUUGUUUUAUAAAGAAUAUGGAAUUAAAUUAGACAAAUCUGCCGAUUUUCAAAAAAUUAACUCAGAAAAUCUUGAAAUUCUUACAGGAGAUACAAUUUACAGAGCAAUUGUGUAUAAUGACCUUGAAAGAUUCAUAUACUUCACUGAAAGAGAUGAAUUUGAUAAAAAUCAAAAACUUAUAGGUAGUUUAUAUCCAUAUUCUGAAGAAGGAUAUACAUUACUUGAAUUAUGUUGUUACCAUGGAGCAGUUGAUUGUUUCAAGUUAUUAAGAACGAAAUUUAACUCAGAAAUAACCCAACAAUGUUUACAAUUUUCAUUUUUAGGAGGAAAUCAAGAGAUCAUGAGUGAAUGUUUGAAAUAUCAGAAACCAGAUGAAGAAUGCAUGAUAUAUGCAAUUAUUUCACACAACAUUGAUUUUGUUACAUUCUUGAUGAAUGAAUACAAUAUAGAAAUCAAUUUAGAUUCAUGUGGAUUUUUUCAAAAUCUUGAAGCAUUUUUAGUUUAUUUCGAUCAAACUAAUGAUAUAAAGAAAUGCUUUGUUUAUUCACCUAUAUUUAAUAUUCCAUCUCUUUUCGAAUACUUCCGUUUACAUGGCGCAAAUAUCAAUGUAAAAGAUGAAAAUGGAAUAACUGCACUUCAUUAUGCAGCAAUGAACAAUAGUAAAGAAACUGCCGAAGUUCUUAUUUCACAUGGUGCAAAUAUCAAUGAAAAAAAUAAAGAAGGACAAACCGCACUUCAUUAUGCAGCAGAGAAUAAUAAUAAAGAAACAGCCGAAGUUCUUAUUUCACAUGGCGCAAAUAUCAAUGUAAAAGAUGAAAAUGGAAUAACCGCUCUUCAUUAUGCAGUAGAGAAUAAUAAUAAAGAAAGAGCCGAUGUUCUUAUUUCACAUGGUGCAAAUAUCAAUGAAAAAAUAAAGAUGGAAUAA